AUGCCUUUCGCACGUAUAGAUGAGAAAGGCACCACUCUUUAUUACACCGAUAGUGGCGUCCCGUCCGGAGUGCAAGACUACACUACUGUCGUCCUCAUCCAUGGGGCAACGAUCAACGGCGGUAUUUUCGAGCGUAUGUUUCCACACGCCUCAAAGUACGGCUUGCGUCUGAUCGCCAUGAACAUGCGCGACUACACCGGCUCGACUCCAUAUACACUCGACGAACUGUCCGAGUUCACGAGAAGCGACAUCGAGGUGCAGGCGUCUGCUCUGCGCAACUUCGGACGGGAAUUCGCCUGUUUCCUCGUGUAUGUGUGCCAGUCGCUCGGCAUCCCAGCGACGACGACGCACGAAGGAAAGAUGCGCGGCGGACUCGCCUUCUUAACAUGGUCGUUGGGCAAUCUGGCUUUGCUCUCCUUUUUUGGCGACCCAAGGACUCUGGACAGCGAGCAGAAGACAGUGUUGCAGCCUUACCUCCGCACGGUAUUUGCGUACGACCCGCCGUCAGGUCUGUAUGGGGCAGACCUCGACGUGGGCCAACUUCCCCCCUACAGUGACCCGGCAAUUCCUGUCGGAGACAAGCCCGCAGCGUUUGGCAACUGGGUGACAGGCUACUUUACUGCCGUCUCCGACCUCGCACACAUUACACCGGAAAACCUGCUCAACCGCAAAGAGGAGCAGCUUCCCACCCUGCGCGCGAUGUCCCCGGAUGAUUCUGAACGCAUCUUCGAACCGGGUAACCUCGUCCGCUUGCCCGUCGCCAUCUCGCACGUCCCGCAAUCUGUCUACGAGCGCCAUUUCCGUCGUACUUUCCUUGAUGCCGAUGUUGUGCUUCCGGGCGUGAAUAUCGUCGCGCUGUGGUGCGAUCGCUCCGUCUAUACGAUGGUUUGGUCGGCGAAAGUUCUGCAUGAACUCCUGCAGGAGCAACUGCCUCCCGGACAGCGAAUGCGGAAUACAUCGCUUAUUAAACUUGAGAAUGCGAAUCAUGUUUACCAAUGGGACGAGCCUGAGCGUCUAGUACAAAUUUUGCAUGACAAUAUCUGAUCGAAUCCAAUAUAUUCCAAGCUGCGUACGGUACAGGAGUGGUCGUAUAUCCCAGCAUGUAUGUAUGCGUGUAUCAGCAGUAUAAUACCAUAAGAAUAGAAGACGUUGCUCGCUAGCACGGCACAAAGAGAAGAGGAUGUGCGCUACGCUUUUCGCUGAAAGACAUGGCAAAACGAGUAUUACCGAUGCGCAUCAUUCCAU
Phanerochaete carnosa HHB-10118-sp is the source of this 1245-nucleotide messenger RNA. RefSeq lists its product as uncharacterized. The transcript has 4 exons. The record is from RefSeq and is a predicted model, not a curated record. Lineage: Eukaryota; Fungi; Basidiomycota; Agaricomycetes; Polyporales; Phanerochaetaceae. The coding region runs from base 1 to 1044 and encodes 347 amino acids.